GUAUCACUCUUCUAUAUAUAGUGAGAACAAAUCCCAGAUAUGAGAGGAAUCCUUCUACCACUUAGAGGCAGGGAGAAAGAGAGAGAGAGAGAGGGUGGGGAGAAGAAGAAAAGAGAAAGAAAAAAGAAAGAGAUGGAGAGUCGAGAGGAAACGAAUGUAUGAGAGAUAGAUCGAAAGUUUAAGUGAACAAACCAGAGAGGUCCAAGAGUAUAGAAUCGACCAUUAGACGAUACAGUACUGUGCCAUCAACAGGUCAGUGGACUUACCGGGGCGAUUAUGUCCAAACCAUCGUCCAACGUUAAGGCCCUUCAGGCUAAUUUGAACAUCCCGAUGGGAGCUCUGCGUCCAGGGGCGGGACAUCCUGUCAAGAGGAGAGAGGAGACAGUAGACACAGAGGAGGCUCAUUCGCCAGAGCAGCAGAGGGAUGCUCCCCAGACGCCGGAGGAAAAGAAGGCGUUGCCGGGUGCGGUGAAACUGCCUGGGCCUGCCGUUAACCUAUCAGAGCUGCAGAACGUCAAGAGCGAACUACGAUGGGUCACCAAGGAUUAACAGGAGCCCCAGCCAGGCGGAGAGAGGAAGGCAGAUAAUCUUCAUAGACACAGACUUGCCCACUGCCACCGAAGAAUAGCAAACUACAGUCCAAUCCCAACAUGUUCGGCAACAGCUCUCUGUGAAGCCAACGUCUGCAGGAAGUGUUCAAGAUUCAGCCUAUAAAACUACCGGGAAGCAGACAUCCACAAACUCUCUUUCAAUCAGUACUCUAACAGGUUGAAACACUAAAUACAGUUUAUCUUACCAUGUCAGUUGAUGUUGUUUUGUCUCUAAAUCCAAAUUUAAAUCAUAAUUUAAAUAAAAAGUACUGUAGAGAUAAAGCAAGAUAAUCUGACUUCUUCCUACUGCAGGUGAGCCUCCACUUUACUUGGACUUUUAGAAGUAAGCAAGUUGGAUUGCAAUAAAGGGAUAUUCUUUGCUACUUUUGCUUUAGAGGUUGUUUUAACAAAAGCAAUAUCUUAAAUCCGAUGGACAUUUGUUGACAAUCGACAUGAAUUCAAGGAAUCCACCUUGACAAAAGCAAAAACUGUGAUUCCCCUUCUAACUCUGUGAUGAACAACAUGAAGACACUUCUUUUCCGUACUUUCAAACUAUUCAGCACUGAUUUAUACUGAUGCUUUCUAUUAAAUUAUUCAUUUCUAAAUGUUGUUCACAACAGGUGACAGGAUAUAAGUUCAACUGUACUUCUUUUUUGGUUUUGAAAUUAUAAUAUUUUUGUUGUUUCAUUGUUAUGAUUCCCAGAAACUGCUAUCUUCAGGAAAAUACUGCAAUAAAUCAAGAUGGUUCAAAUAA
This is a messenger RNA of Thunnus maccoyii (southern bluefin tuna), 1344 nucleotides long. It is a transcript of the gene smpx, whose product is annotated as small muscle protein X-linked. The coding region runs from base 277 to 549 and encodes 90 amino acids. Gene Ontology annotation, cellular component: costamere; muscle tendon junction; M band. The record is from RefSeq and is a predicted model, not a curated record. The transcript has 5 exons. NCBI's taxonomy places the organism in Eukaryota, Metazoa, Chordata, Actinopteri, Scombriformes, Scombridae.